AUGACAUUCCAUCCGGAUUACGAUUCCGACUCAACUUUGUCCGAUGUACCUAGUGAAGCAGAAGAUCAAAUGCAGACAGGACAAGGAGGACCCGCUGGUAACAAAUCAACAACCUCAACCAAUCUGGCGUAUGUGAAGUUUGACUUUUGUUGUCUAGAACCAUUUAGAAAACUGCUAAAAGCUUGCACAAUUUAUUAUAGUGUUCAAGUGAAUAAGAAACGACAUCGAAAUGAAAACUUUGCAAAGAAACGACGAAUUGCCUAUCAAAAUGCUAGACGAGAAUUCAUCACUGACCUACCUCCGAACUGUGGCUCUGUUACAUGGGAGGUCCGUGUCCGUGUCCAGCUGGAUCUCUUUCAAGAUAUUACAACCGAGUACAGGAAACUCAAGUUGGAACGAAAGAAAGCCCAAAAAGCUUUCAAAGACGGACGUGGCCCACAACCUCCCAAGGAUCCAAUAUAUCGUCGUACUCCUACCCUAGAAGAGAUCGAAUCAGCCAACUCAAUCGUUACGGAUCCAAAAAAAUUCCGUCUCUACGAUCAUGGCCUUGUCCAUAUGUUUGAUAGGAAGACGACUAAAGAAAAGGAAAAGCGGAUUAUUGCUGAGAUCAAGUUCACAGACCUCAAGACCAUAUCGGAUCAGAUGCGGGAGGACUUGAAUUUCUUUCUUGGAUUUCUCCACCAAUCCAAGAAGUUUGUUAAUACGGUGGGGUCUGAAUCAAGAUCUUGUGGGGGUUACAUGUGGGCGAUUGGAUGGCGUAAAUCUAUGACUCAUCUUGAAAUAGUGGGCCGUUAUGUCAACUCUCAAGCUAUCAAGGAUAAUCCCGAUGAAUUCAUCCAACAUGUACGCGAUGCCGAUCGAGCUUCUCAGAUACUCUGGGACCUCUUCUUUCCAAUGGGUAACAAGGCCCUUGAAGCCAAUCGCCAGUUUAUGAUUGAGCAUAACCUACCAUCCUUCUCAGACCAAGUCAUUCCUGGUACCACCCCGAAGGAAAUUUCUCCCCAAGCCGAUCCCGAUGAAUCUACGACUGACCUCAGCCAUCCGAACCCUGAGGUGGAGACAGAUGAUUGUGCUCCUACUACUUGCAACCAAUCUGUUACUCCAAGCCGCAACGAGGUACCAGACACACCUGCCCCUAUUAACAAAAACCCAUCGAACGAUACAACUGAAGCUGUGGCCUCUACUGAAAGUGUUCCACAUAAUGAGGAUGGGAUCCCCGAUACUCCCGAGCUUCCUCAUAAUAAAUUUUUCUCAUCAAACCUCACUUUCACCUCAGACGGCUUUUAUAAUCAUCCACAUAAAGACGGCCGGGAUGACGAAAGACUUCCUUUUGCGUUUCUAUUAUGUGUACCAACCUUCAAGGAUACAGGUCUUCUGGCGAUGGAGUCUGAUGGCUAUGAUGUCAAGGGGGCCAGAUACGAUGGUACAGAUGAUCUUUGA
Molecule: messenger RNA, 1440 nt
Organism: Puccinia graminis f. sp. tritici CRL 75-36-700-3
Lineage: Eukaryota; Fungi; Basidiomycota; Pucciniomycetes; Pucciniales; Pucciniaceae
Exons: 2
Coding region: 1-1440 (479 amino acids)
Source: RefSeq, a predicted model, not a curated record